Aspergillus pseudoviridinutans is the source of this 1200-nucleotide messenger RNA. Its product is annotated as glycoside hydrolase family 16 protein. The coding region runs from base 1 to 1200 and encodes 399 amino acids. Gene Ontology annotation, biological process: fungal-type cell wall organization; carbohydrate metabolic process. Gene Ontology annotation, molecular function: glycosyltransferase activity; hydrolase activity, hydrolyzing O-glycosyl compounds. The transcript has 4 exons. NCBI's taxonomy places the organism in Eukaryota, Fungi, Ascomycota, Eurotiomycetes, Eurotiales, Aspergillaceae. The record is from RefSeq and is a predicted model, not a curated record. Gene Ontology annotation, cellular component: fungal-type cell wall.
AUGAGAUUGCCUCUCGUUGGUGUGGCCAUCGGCCUGCUUUCUUCCUCUGCCGUCGUGACAGCUCAGACAUACACUGACUGCAACCCACUGCAGAAGACUUGCCCUCCGGAUCCCGCUCUGGGGAGAUCAGUCACCUACGACUUCACCAAAGGCGCGUCUUCCGACUUCAACCCAAAUGGAAGCCCCACCUACGACAGCAAUGGUGCUGCUUUCACUGUGGCCAAGCAGGGUGAUGCCCCGCUGAUCCAGUCCAACUGGUAUAUGAUGUUUGGUCACGUCGAGUUCGUGAUCAAGACCGCACCAGGCAAGGGCAUUGUCAGUAGUGCAGUUCUGCAGUCUGAUGACCUGGAUGAGAUUGAUUGGGAAUGGCUCGGAGCAAACAAUCUGUAUGUGCAGACCAACUACUUCGGAAAAGGAAACACUGGCAGCUACAAUCGCGGCGCUGUCCAUGACAAUGCUGGAAACCAGGAUGCUUUCCACACCUACACAAUCGACUGGACGAGCACGCAGAUUGUUUGGCAAAUUGAUGGCAAGACUGUCCGGGUUCUCACUGCUGAGACUGCCGGGGAUAAUUACCCUCAGAGCCCAAUGAUGGUCAAGGUUGGUGUGUGGGCUGGUGGUGAUCCCAACAAUGCGCCAGGCACAAUUCAAUGGGCUGGCGGCCAAACCGACUACAGCGCGGGUCCUUAUACAAUGUACCUCAAGUCGCUCGUGGCGACCGACUACUCGACGGGUAAAUCGUACACUUAUAGCGACAAGAGUGGCUCGUGGCGGUCCAUCACCUCCGAUGGAGGUCAAAUCAAUGGUAAUAGUGCCGCUGAGUCCAUUUCAACUGUCGAGUCUGCCCCUCCUGUGACCGCGACAAUUGACAGUGCUCCUAUUCCUUUCAGUGGCACGCACCGUGAGACGUCGAGCUUUGUAACCCCGAGUAUCUGGCCCUGGGUUCCCAAGCCUACCACUUUGUCGUCCUCUGUCGCGAAGCAGACGACUCUGCCCAGUGGCUGGACCUUUUCCGGAUCUCGACAAGUCCAGCCGCCCAGUGCGGCUUCUAUUAGCACUUUUGGCUCGACUCUUCCCUCAUUUUCCGCCUCGAUUGCACAUGUUGCCCCGACCGUUGCCGCGGCCAAUGACCUGCUAGAGGCACCCGUCGGAAUGGGCGUUUUGUGUGCGCUUCUUGGCGGCCUGAUGGCAAUCUUUUGA